Molecule: messenger RNA, 556 nt
Organism: Perognathus longimembris pacificus (Pacific pocket mouse)
Lineage: Eukaryota; Metazoa; Chordata; Mammalia; Rodentia; Heteromyidae
Product: lipopolysaccharide-induced tumor necrosis factor-alpha factor homolog
Exons: 3
Biological process (GO): regulation of cytokine production
Molecular function (GO): zinc ion binding
Source: RefSeq, a predicted model, not a curated record
CACGCCCGCUGCCCAGCCAGGCACCUCUGUCUUCAUCACACUGCCGUCUUGGUGCCGUCAGUGAACAUGCAGCAGCCCAUCUCCUUCGCUGACCACCCCAUCCAGAUGUGCUGCCCCUCCUGCAACCAGACCAUCGUCACCCAGGUGUCAUACAGAAAGGGCACUGUCACCUGGCUGUCCUGCGGGGUCCUGUGCCUGCUGGGGUGCGCGUUAGGCUGCUGCUUCAUCCCCUUCUGCGUGGACGCCCUGCAGGACGUGGACCAUCACUGCCCCAACUGCAAAGCCCUGCUGGGCUCCUACAAGCGCUUGUAGGCCCAGGCUGCACUCCUGGCCCCCAACCUGUGGGGAGGCCCAUGUCUCCCCUCUCCAGGGGCUCCACGUCUGUGUGUUUGGGGGGGCGGGGGGAGGGGAAUCACAAAAGCAACAACCUCGGGACCCCCGGGAUGGCUGCUGGGGGUCAGAGCGGGGACUCGCAGAGAGCGGCGCAGGCAUGCGCACACACACGCUGGACACCACGGGCGCUGCAGUGUGGUCUGCUUCCCAAAUAAAGACCUUG